This is a messenger RNA of Vespa velutina, 5610 nucleotides long. Its product is annotated as protein gooseberry-like. The coding region runs from base 3578 to 4933 and encodes 451 amino acids. Gene Ontology annotation, biological process: anatomical structure development; regulation of transcription by RNA polymerase II. Lineage: Eukaryota; Metazoa; Arthropoda; Insecta; Hymenoptera; Vespidae. The transcript has 7 exons. The record is from RefSeq and is a predicted model, not a curated record. Gene Ontology annotation, molecular function: DNA-binding transcription factor activity, RNA polymerase II-specific; RNA polymerase II cis-regulatory region sequence-specific DNA binding.
UAAUAAUAAUAAUAGUAAUAAUAAUAAUAAUAAUAAUAAUAAUAAUAAUAAUAAUAUUAAUAAUAAUAAUAAUAAUAAUAAUAAUAAUAAUAAUAAUAAUAAUAAUAAAUGUUCGAAUUUCGUGUGUUCCGUCGUCGUUGUUCGUUUUCGAUUAGGGCGAUGAUCGGUAUCGGAAAACAUCAGGAGUAUCAUACGAUCGUACACGUACAUAUACAUAUAUUUUAUCUCAGAUUGUGUAUUUAACAUGACAAAGAAUGUUUAAGAAAAGAGAUACUCGUACGUGUUCCAUUAUUUACAAUUUUACGGUGUGCAUGGGCGAAAGAUAAAGUACGUAUGUAUCUACGAGAGAAAGAGAAAUGUUAAAAAGAAAGGAGAAGGAAUAAAAAACAAAGAAAGAAAAAGAUUGAAAAAAAGAAAGAAAGAGAGAGAGAGAGAGAGAGAGAGAGAAAGAAAAAAAAUUUCUUUAAAAGUGUCAACACGCGUUAAAGUGUGCUUAGUUUACUUUUACUUACAUCUCGUCGAUCGUGAUCAGGUUAGUUUAAAACGCAAGUGUUUUCGAAAAUUUAAUCUUUAAACUCGCCAUUUUAUUUUUCCUCCCUCGACUCGUCGCUAUUGUACAGUGCGAUUUUCUUUUUUUUUUUUCUUUUUUCGAAUGUCGAUCGAUCGAUUAUUCUUAUCGAGAAUGAACGUUCAAAUCGAACGACGUGUAAAAAUGGCGAGAGAGGAUCAUAAGAGUCGAGAAACAUGAGCCAGUGAUGUAAAGGAAUAAGUAUAGUUUUGUAAUGUGAAAGAAGAAAAGAAAGAAAGAAAGAAAGAAAGAAAAAAAGAAAGAUAAAAAAGAAAGAAAGAAAGAAAGAACGAGCGAAUGGAAAAGGACAAAUGCACAAAAGCCGUACCUUCCUUUUUCCCCCCUACGUGGGAGACCUAUGUAACCGAAUGUCUUCAUUAAAGUGCAAGAGACGCAUAUACAAGGAUUACAAAGAAAAGAAGAAAGAUAAAUAAAGAAAUAUAUAUAUAUAUAUAUAUAAUAUAUAUAUAUAAAUAUAUAUAUAUAUAUAUAUAUCGACUGCUAGAUUACCUCGCAGUCACACAAAUGUUACAUUGUCUCUGCUGUUCGUCUAUCAUACAUACAAACAUAUAUACAUAUAUACAUACAUACAUAUAUACAUAUAUACAUACAUACAUCAUACACAUAUAUACGUACAUACGUACAUACAACAUACAUACAUAUGUACACAUACACAGCAGUUCCACACCGAUGUAUUUAUUGUAUCUAAUGAAAAAAGAAUAUGAAAAGAAAAAAGUCGCGCCGAUGUCAUUUUUGUACUCGCUCGUACAGGGACCUUUGACCUCAUUUUAAAAUGUCACUAAAAUUUCAUUUAAUUCGUCCUCGCAGCUGAUUAAUAACGGGCCUUCACGUGGGAAUAUGUCCUAUCUGGGUUAAGCACGUACGCUAACUAAUAAGGUAAGAGCCUUUGAUAAGUGGCUCCACCACCGACCGUUAAAAAAAGCGACCGCUUGGAAUAGGAUAUUAAAGAUCUUGGUGCUGUGCCUGUCGGAAAACAUCGUUGCUUCGUGUCUCUUCAAGUUCAAAAAAAAGAAAAUCGUUUAAUAUCUUUCCGUAUUUAUUAAUUUUUUCUUUUUUUUUUUUUUUUUUUAGAUUUUAUUAUAUCAAUCAUCCUCUAAUCAAUUUAAAAUCGUCUUAUUAAUAAAUAUAACAGUUUCGCGACAAAACCGGAAAAAGACAUUAUGUCAAAUAACGAUCGAUUGAUUAAUUAAUUAUUUACGAACGAUCUGUCACAUCAAAUGGAAAAUAUGGAUGAACAUUUCUUUCUUUUUUUUUUUCUUUUUUUUUUUUUUUCGAGAAUCUUAAAAAAACAUCCUACGCGAGCAUCGUGUUGGGAUAAAAACUCUGUCGAAGUAAAAUAAAUGUGCUUUUGUUAUAUAACCUCUCGUUCGUUUUUAAUCGACCUUGACAUUAUACCAUAUACCUCUCUUCUCUCGUCAAUGUGCAAUUCGAUAUGCUUAUACGUCAACCAUGUAACUUUUUCUGGAGCUAUUUUUUCUUCAAAGCGUGAAUCCGAUACUCGUCCAUUUUAAUCUGGAUAUUAAUCCGGUUAAUUGUUUUUAUCCAAGAUGGGAGGAGAAUUUAUUCUAUUUUAGAAAAAAUCGAUAAAACUGCGUUUUCCGGAGACACGAAAUUGAAAAUAGUAUAACGAGAAUGACCUUAACAACGGUCGGUAAGAUCAAUGCAUUAUUAUAUAAUAAUAUGUUUUAUAACUUUUAUUUUAUAAAUAUUAUAUUAGAAUAAAUAUAUCAUUUGCCAGAACCUUUAAACAGAUUCAAAACAUUUCAUAAUUAUUCUUUGUUUCACGAACAUUAUAGCGUACAUUUAUUUUAUUUAAAUUAACGAAAAAAUAUUAUAUAGUAUUGUCAUUUCUUUUUAUUUCCUACUAUAUCAACCAUUUUUCUACCAUACCGACUGUUGAAAAUUAUCGACGACAGAUCCAUAUUAAAAUUCUAUAAAUAAAAUUAAUACUAUUCCGAUAAUAUAUCGAUGGAACAUUUCCAAGAUUGCAUUUAUAUUGAACUAAGAAGUUUAAAGAAAGUUUCGUAAUAAACUAUCAAAAAUAUCUUUUAUAAAUCACAAUAAAAUAUCAGAGUACUUUAAAGUUUCUUCCAAAGGUAUCAUUCAUUCGAAAAUUAUCAUCAUUAUCGAAUGAAAACAAGGAAGGAGAAGGAACGAAGGAGAAGAAAUGAACGUAAAAGACGAGAAAGAGAAGAGGAAGAGAAGACUCGGGCGGAGUCGAGGUUGAGACCACCUCCAUGUGGUUGGAAUCAGCUACAUAGUGACCAAUGCCAAUACAACGUUCACGACCAUGCUCCCGUUUGGUUUGCCUUCGAGUCGAGAUGGUCUGGGACCAGUGCUGGUUUCUUAUCGAGGGGCCUCACGAAGAAAGGCGGAGUCAUCGUCUUUCCUUUUCUCCUUUCGAGAUCCAUAUCUAUCCAUCCUUGUCUUUCUCUUUCUCUUUCUUACCUUUUCCUUCAGGUUCUCGCUUGCCAGACUCCUCGAGACUUCGUUCAGCCUUUUGGCCAGUCCGAGUCGAGAGUCCGAAGCAAACAGGUCCUCCUCGUUGUCCUCUUCGGUCAUUAUCGGUCAUUUUCGUUUCUAGUUAAAAAAUUCGUUCGUUUACGCGAAAAACGGCGUAUCUUCAUCCGUGUUUCGGAUUUUUGGAGGAGGAAAAAGUAUUAAAAAAAAAAAAGUAAUAAUAAAGAAACAAAGGAAAAAGAAGAAAAAGAAGAAAAAGAAGAAGAAAAAGAGGGAACGUAAUUCGAGCAAAAAGAGAUCGAGUUUUCUUUUCUUUUUUUCUUUUAUUCUUGGAUCCGAAUAGUCUUUCGUCAUCGAUAAGUGAUCAUUCGAAGUUACUCCUUUUUGACAACAAUUCGACAGGGUGGAAAUAUAUUAUUUUUGUUAGUUUCCUUUGUUGUUAUUUUUAUUAUCCGACAGUAAUUCUACCACGGAAGAAGUGCACGGUGAACGUGAGAAAAUUAUUCCGGGUCCAAAAAUACGGGCCAGAUGGCGGUCAGAACGCUCAGUCAACAUCGAAUGCCGCCGUAUUUUACUGGAUACGCGUUUCAAGGACAAGGUCGCGUUAAUCAAUUAGGUGGAGUCUUUAUAAAUGGUCGUCCACUACCGAAUCACAUCAGACUGAAAAUUGUCGAGAUGGCGGCGUCCGGUGUAAGACCGUGUGUGAUAUCGAGACAGCUAAGAGUCUCUCACGGUUGCGUGUCGAAGAUUCUUAAUCGAUAUCAGGAAACCGGAUCGAUCAGACCAGGUGUGAUCGGUGGAAGCAAGCCACGAGUUGCCACUCCUGAAGUCGAGAGCAGAAUCGAAGAUCUUAAAAGACAAAAUCCAAAUCUUCUCAGCUGGGAGAUCAAGGAGAGACUAAUAAAGCAGGAUGGCGUUUGCGAUAAGGCAUCAGCGCCAUCGGUUUCGAGUAUCACCAGGCUACUUCGUGGUCCACCAAAUAAAAUUCGUCGCAUUGACGAUCUCGGAACGAACCAUUCGAUCAACGGAAUCCUCGGUGGAAGCGAUGGUGGAGACGAUUCCGAGACGGAAAGCGAGCCUGGCAUAGCUCUAAAGAGAAAGCAACGUCGUAGUAGAACUACCUUCACGGGAGAACAAUUGGAACAAUUGGAAGCAGUAUUCAUUCGAACUCAAUAUCCAGACGUUUAUACAAGAGAGGAGUUGGCUCAGAAAACGAAGCUAACGGAGGCUCGUGUUCAGGUGUGGUUUAGUAACAGACGAGCGAGACUAAGAAAACAGAUGAACAGUCAGCAAGCGAACGCGUUCAACACGAUGAGUUUACAAUCGUUUCAGAGUCAACACUAUGGUAGCGCAGCGGAGAGUUAUCAGAGUUACGGACAAGCAAGCGUUGCUGCGGCGGCAGCGACAACAGCUGCUUAUCCUCAGCACUACAACUACGGGGAAAACUAUUACGCUCAGCAGCAAUGGUCCAGAGCGACGGCCGAGAACUACGGAAUAUUCAACGCCUCUCACUAUGGUAGCAGCAAUUUAAAUUUGAGUAGCCUCGGUGGUAGCGUCAGUCCAACGGCCUCGAAUAUGAGUGCUUGCAUGGUACAGAGUGCGAGUUCCGCGGUGCCAGCAAGUACUGGUGUUGCUCAUCAUCAUGUUGCACCUCACAGUCCUGGCGAAGCUAAAAGUGGUUAUCCAUAUUUGGGUGGAAUCGACUCACAAGUUUGUGGAAGAGUACACGGCCCAGAUUUCGUCUUGUCGACUGGCAGGUCAAACGACUUCAAUGUUCCAGUAUCGCAGGCUCGAGGUACCUUAAACGGUUACACGAACGAGCCACUUGAUCAAAGCCAGCUUGCUUUCCUCAGCCGAAUUGGAAGUAACGUUGAAAAGCGAUAAAAUAUAUUUCUGAAAAUAAGUGUGCCUUAAUCUAAACUCUGUGCUUUAAAUAAAAUGAUCUUCGAUAAAAUCGAAAGGACAUAAUAGUAACGUGAAAACUUCGAAAUCACUGUACAUAUGUGUAAUUAUAUGUAAACGUAAAACAUUCGUACUUAAUAGAUAUCUACAUACGUGUAUUUGUGUACAACGUGUUGCCAGUGCAAAUGAUUAACGAAUUUAUCGAACAAUUUUAAAUAGACAAACAAAUUCGAUUUGUCGCUUGAAUAUUUUAUUAUUUUUCGUGAACAACGAGAAGACGUGCCUUGUUAACUUCUUGCCUUAAUGAUCGCCUUAAAUUAAUAUCGUAAGUAAUUUUUUAUUAAUAUUGCUAACCUAUUUAUAAAGCGUUAAGAGAUUAAUAUCAAUCGUAGGCGUUAUUUAAUAAACGAGAUUAAAUACGGCAAUAAUGUUAAACUUGAUACUAAAGAGAUUGCUAUCGUUAGUAUUUACUUGAUGAUUAUUUUAAACGAUUUAUUUAAUUGAACGUUAUAUAUAUAUAUAUACAUACACGCACACAUACACAAUUAUUGUACAUAAAGGAAAUUUUACGUAAUUCACAUAAGAAUAUUUUCAAUCGGUAGCUAUAGCUAUGCUGUAAAAAUCGACGUUAUGGAAUAAACAAAGCUUACAGUCCGCAA